This is a messenger RNA of Ilex paraguariensis (yerba mate), 462 nucleotides long. The record is from the annotation of a GenBank genome assembly. Lineage: Eukaryota; Viridiplantae; Streptophyta; Magnoliopsida; Aquifoliales; Aquifoliaceae.
AUGGGAGCAGUAGCAGAUGCAGAUGCCAAUAAUGGACGGGAGGAGAUGCCAAUAAUGGCUACAAGUAAAGAUAGAUCAGUGACUGUCUAUCAGAUAGAUAUGGUGCUUCCAAUGUAUUUAUGUUGUGCCAUUUUGUUUUCCUUACUUUGGGUGGGGGCGUCUCAGCCACAGUCCCACUGCUCCUCCUCAGCUCCUCCAUUGUUAAGGACCUUCAGCCUUCACUUCAGAGGCGCCUCAGCCACAGUCCCACUGCUCCUCCUCAGCUCCUCCAUUGUUAAGGACCUUCAGCCUUCACUUCAGAUCUGGUCUGGACCGUCUGAUCUGAUCGCGAUCUCAGAUCUAGUGUGGCCUGGACCGUCUGAUCUUAGAUCUCAGAAAAGGUAUCCAUGGUUCACUGCUUUAAGCAAGCUUAUGUGGGGGCUGGGGGUGAUGCUUGCGGCUCCGAGGUGGUUCUAUGGAUAA